Messenger RNA from Glarea lozoyensis ATCC 20868, 1899 nucleotides. RefSeq names its product Zn2/Cys6 DNA-binding protein. The transcript is spliced from 3 exons. Gene Ontology annotation, molecular function: DNA-binding transcription factor activity, RNA polymerase II-specific; zinc ion binding. Lineage: Eukaryota; Fungi; Ascomycota; Leotiomycetes; Helotiales; Helotiaceae. The record is from RefSeq and is a predicted model, not a curated record. The coding region runs from base 1 to 1899 and encodes 632 amino acids. Gene Ontology annotation, biological process: regulation of DNA-templated transcription.
AUGCCUGUUCUCAUGGGUAAAUUCGCUAGGGCAGGCUUAGCGAGGCCUCCUUAUCCCCCUCUGACUGGUCUCCUCUCCCUCCCCGUGCAGAAUAUUGCCGGAACACUCGCUCUGAUCCCGUCGACUUGUUACAAAUCGUAUGUUUGGUGGAACCGUCCGAGUUCGGCUCUGGAUGACAUUGAUGCGGCAACCACAUUCGCUCCUUUGUGUUCGACGACAAGAACAAUGUCAUUGAGGCAUCCUUUUCCGAAUGUCUACAAAUUCUUCAACCAAUUUGCCGACCCCAACCAAGCUUCACCCGAGCAGUCUUCACGGAGUCAGGGUUUGCGAAAGAGCGGCCCUCGCUCGAAGACGGGGUGCUCGACAUGCAAACAGCGUCGGGUCAAGUGUGACGAGACGAAGCCAGGAUGCAUCCGAUGUCAGAAUUUGGGUCGGGAAUGCGGUGGAUAUAGUACGAUCGAGCAAGACUCAGAGAAGCAAGUAACACCCGUAGCCAUCCACCCAAGACCAGUUUCUGUGAUGCCAUACGCACCAUCGACAGCUAUUCCGGGGACUGCUGAGGAGCGACGGUAUUUUCAGCGCUUUUGCGACAAGACCGCCGGCGAAAUUGGUGGAGAAUUCGAUCCGACUUUUUGGACAGAAAAGGUUCUUCAGCUGUGUCAUUCCGAUGCGCCUAUCCGUUACGCUACGAUAGCUUUGGGCGCGCUCGCAAAGUCAUUGGAGGUAACUUCGUUCCCUACUCGACUGUCGCUCUCAGGAUUCCCGGACAUCGAUCACCACCACAUGGAUGAGCAUCACAGUUAUGCAUUAGACAAAUACAGUAAAGCGAUUGGAGCAUUAAGAACACUAUUAUCGGAUGGACGACGACACUUGAGGAUCUCACUAACGGCUUGUGUGCUUUUCAUGACAUUUGAGGCGUUGCAAGGAAGCUAUAAUGGAUCGUUGACGCAUCUGAGAGGCGGCUCGAGAUUGUUGGCGGAUUGGAGAAUCGCACGAAAGGGGCAAAGUUCGAGGCUAUCGCAAGACUCGCUGUCAGAGAUUCAGGAUGGAUUGGUUGAUGACUUAGGCCGGAUGUUUUCACGACUCGACGUCCAAGGAUUGUUCAUUCCACCGCCGUUCCCCAUGCCCGAAUGUGACUGGGAGGAUGUUGUAACGACCGAUUCCUUCUGUAGUGUCCAGGAAGCACGGGAAUCAUGGGAUUUCCUCAUGCAAGGCAUCGCGCAAUUCUACUUGAAAUCUGUUGGCCACGCGCAACAAAAUCCGGAUAUAUUGAACUCACAUUUCUGGAUGCGACAACACGAGCAUUACUCAAAUCAACUCAAUCAGUGGAGGUCAGCGUUUCAAGCGGUGUACUCAGCGGAAAUCAAGGCAGGAGCCAAUUUGACGGACGUAACAAACAUUCUCAGCAUUUACUACAAUCUCGCCACGGUGUUGCUCGCUUCUAGCGUUCAACAUUCGGAGAUGCUGUAUGAUGAAUUCACCGCGCUUUUUCACGAAAUCAUAACAAAGUCCAGCCAACUCAUCACACGGCCGGACGAACCAACCAAUACGGCACGAUACACGCUCGAUAUGGGUACUGUACUUCCUCUCGCCAUCACAGCAAUCAAAUGCCGUGACAUCAGAAUACGUCGUCGAGCAAUUCAGUUAUUAUGGUCAAAGGCACGAAGAGAAGGACUAUGUUUCGACACCAUCACCGUUGCUCGUCUAUGCGCGUGGCUCUCACAAAUUGAAGGAGAAGGUAUCCCCGAGGACUCAGAAUCGAUUCCAGAAAGUGCGCGAUACUUGGUGACAUAUCUGCAUAUAAAUUCAGAAGAACGAUGGCUGGCGGUGCAACUGACAUCGGCCAUUCCACGAGAGGAUGGAACCCUCAAUUACAGAGAAACGACAUUUUCUUGGUAG